Molecule: messenger RNA, 1851 nt
Organism: Chara braunii
Lineage: Eukaryota; Viridiplantae; Streptophyta; Charophyceae; Charales; Characeae
Source: the annotation of a GenBank genome assembly
GCGAGCAGCGGGCGCAUCAUCGUGUGAGCCGCACGUUCGCCUCAUGCAUGCGUACCGUCCUUUACACGCGUGGAGCAGCGGGCGCGUCUUCGUCUCCUGUGCCAUCGUACAGCAGUGUUCGCAUCUUGGACUCCGGUGUUCUUUGUCGACGACGGCAGGGUUCCGUAGCGGGCGUGUCUGAGGCGGCUGUCGAAGGCGUGACGCGGCAAACCGUGCGAAGAUUGCCAGAGAUGGACAGUCACGGCUGCUCAAACGGUCUUUGCGAAGAAGAGAUCGACACCGUGGCGAUGGCGGUGACUGCCAUCGUCGUGAACACGAUGGGCGACUUGGAGUCCUCGUCGCGCGACAUGUUGAUGCGGCUCCGCCAACGAAGAGCGCUGUUGCAGAGCGUUGUAGAGGCGCCGGAUUGCGCGGCGACGUGUGAGGCAGUCGUCCAUUUGUGUGCCGCGCUGUCGUCUGGCGUUUUCCCGCGGCAGACUCCGCGGUGGUGGAUUAGACGACGGACUGGCGGGACAUGGGAGGACCUCCGGCUUCGGGACGACGCGACGGAUGAGUGCUUCCGGCAGAAGCUGCGCAUGUCGAUGGCCAUGUUCAACCAGAUCGUAGCCGCAUGCGCCGCGUGGGCGUCCGGAGAGACGUACGAGAGCGGCACGUCAGCAUUCGGCAUCGGCAGGGCAACUACACUGCAGGCCGUUCGCGAUGUCACUUCGGCGCUGCUGCAGGCGUACCCCGACUCGAUAAAGUGGCCAGUGGGCAGGAGACGUGCGCAGAUUCUGCGCGCUUUCCGUGAGAAGGGUUUCCCAAACUGCUUCGGCGCUAUCGACUGUACACCCAUCUACACUGACAAGCCCGCCGGUGCACCUUCCGAGAACUACUACGACCGCAAACAGAAGUUCUCCGUGCAGGCGCAGGUGGUUGUGGAUUUGGAUCUGCGGAUCCUGGACGUCCACGUGGGAUACCCUGGAAGUGUGCACGACGUCCGUGUCCUGCACAAUUCGCAGUUGUUUAGGCGUGCAGAAAGUGGCGAGCUGUUCGACGCGACUCCGGAGAAUCUGCCGCACGGUGUCAUCACGCGAGGCUACCUGUUGGGCGACAACGGUUAUCCAGUUGCCUGUCCGUGGAUUGUGCAGCCGUACGGAGGGAUCGACCAAGAUGCUGACGAGGAGCGCUUCGACAUGCGGCAAAAGGUGGCACGGGGGUGUGUGGAGAGGGCAUUCGGCCGACUCAAGUGCAUGUGGUGUCUGUUCUUGCGCACCCACAAGUCGAACCUGGACACCUUGCCACAGCAAUUCGUGGCUGUCUGCACUCUCCACAAUAUCCUCCUGGACGCGGGGAUCGACUAUGACGAGAACCUUCUGUGGGAGGUGGAUGCGAACGGCGUUCCGCGUAGAGUGGACCUGGGCAUUGUGGGGAACGGGGCACGCGGGCGGGGACGGUGCACAAACGCGGAAGGGGAAUUGUUGAGGGAUGCACUGCGAGACCGCCUAGCUUUGAUGUAGGACCGUGCGGUCGGGAGGUCGGGGGGGGGGGGGGGGGGGGGAUGGUUGCACAUGGGGUGGUUCACACAGGGUGGUUUGAUUGGUAGGCGGCUGGAGUUAUGACGUGGUCCCUGUCCAUGGUUGUUGUGCGCGCGGUUGGUGGGUCGAUGGAAUGGCGGCAUGGUUGUCGUCGACGAGUUCACAUUAUCAUUUUCAUGCUGUUGAUGGCUACCUGGUUCGCACAAUUGUGUGAAGUUUUAACAUUGGAAGAACCUUUUUUUUUGCUUGUGUGUGUCCUCGUAAUUAUGACUUCUGUUUUUUUUUUUUUUUUUUCCUGCCUUCAAAUCGUUUGUAAUGAACGGUGUCGUGCGAU